GUGCUCUCUUCACCCAAACUGGAUGGAAGUCACGGUAAAAACAACACCGAUCUGAGAGAUCAGUUCUUACGGCACUGACUCUCUUUUCCAGGAUGCGCUGACAUAUGUGACAUGCUCACGGCGAUCGACUCGUACAGAUAAACUCCACCUGGCGUCUCCACUCUUUUGGCAGCCAUGUCUCUCUCUGUAUCUGGAAGGACCGUGUUCACUAUCCUCCUCAUUAGCAGGUUGUUAGAGAGCUCGAUGCUCAACGCCGAAGUGAAGGAAGGAGAGAUUCUACCUCCUACCAUUCAGAGGCUGAUGAAAGGAUACAACAAGUACCUCAGGCCUUUCUUUGACAAUGGUCCUGUAACAGUGGGUAUGAGCAUGGACAUUGCCAGCAUUGACACCAUCUCAGAGAUCAACAUGGACUACACCGCCACCAUUUUCCUCCGCCAGCGCUGGACGGACGAGCGCUUGGUGUUUGAGGGCAACAAGAGCCUGAGCCUAGAUGGGCGGCUAGUGGAGCUGCUCUGGGUCCCUGACACCUUUAUCGUCGACUCCAAGAAGUCCUUCCUCCAUGACAUCACCGUGGAGAACCGGCUGAUACGCAUCUUCCCCAACGGGACCGUCCUUUACGCGCUGAGGAUUACCACCACCGUGGCUUGCAACAUGGAUCUGACCAAGUAUCCCAUGGACAAGCAGACCUGCACGCUCCAACUGGAGAGCUGGGGUUACAACAUUAAUGAUGUCAUGUUCUACUGGACCAGAGGAAAUGAGUCCGUCAGCGGUUUAGACACCCUACAGCUGGCUCAGUACACAGUAGAGGACCACUACACAUCUGUCUCAGAGGCCGUUUACGAAACUGGCAAUUACCCAAAGCUGGUCUUCCACUUUGAGCUCAAGCGGAGCAUUCUGUACUUCAUCCUCGAGACUUACGUCCCCUCCAGCCUGCUGGUUGUCCUCUCAUGGGUUUCCUUCUGGAUUUCGCUGUCCUCUGUUCCAGCACGUAUUUGUAUAGGAGUGACCACCGUACUGACCAUGACCACUCUGAUGAUGGGAGCCCGGACGUCACUGCCCAAUGCCAACUGCUUCAUUAAGGCCAUUGAUGUUUACUUGGGAAUCUGCUUCAGCUUUAUCUUUGGCGCGCUCAUUGAGUACGCCGUGGCCCACUUCUGCACCCUCACUCACAUGGACUCCCACAUGGUCAUGUACUCCCACCACAUGCACGACUUCGACGAUGAAAUGAACGGCAUCAUCACCACCAUCUCCAAUCACAACAGGGCCAAGAGACGCAAGGAGGCCGCUGCAACUCCUACCCCGACUCCCGCCUCCCUAGAACUCACUGUCAGCCCGUCCAGCCCCUCGGGCAGCGAGCCUAACCCCGAGGCAUCGCCCCCGAAGCACACCCACUGGUGCCUCACUGCUCUGGCCACUGUCCGCAAAGUGCUCCGCUCCAUAAAUUGCUGUCACAUAGAGAACCCCCACCACAUAGACAACUACUCCAGAGUCACCUUCCCCCUCUCUUUUGUCAUGGUUAACCUGCUCUACUGGAUAUAUUAUCUGUACUUUUAGCAUUCGCUCGAGUACAGCAUGUGUCCCAGAGAGUGUGAGACUGAGAGUGUAUGUAGACAACUGUAUGUAUGUACAGUAAGUGUUAUUUAGGUGUGUUUUGAGAUGAGUGUGUAAAAUGUCUGCAUUUGGAUUCAUGAGCAAAGUAGCAUACUUGCAUAGGGUUGUUUUGGGAAAAGUAAUGCUUAUGAUUACAGCUCCAUUUUUCACUGCUUUAAAUUUAAUGCAAAAAUAUGCCCAUCUGACACUGACUGGAUGAGGUUUGGUCAAUGCUGAUACACGUUGAGAUAAAAAGGAACUUUGGUUACAAAGGAAAAAAUGGCCAGUCUGCCUGUUUUAGGCUAUAGUAUAUUCAUUUGAAGUGUAUCACCGUAAAGGGUGUUAUUGUCUGAAACGCAGAAGAUGGAGCUGUAAUUUGAGGCUUUAUGACAGAAUAUGCUAGCAGUGCUAAGGGAGAGCAAAUGCCUGUUCCAUCUUGAUUCUCUGUUGUGAAGGAAUGAUUAUUGAUACUACAACUUCAUCUUCUAUUUCUGCCUGCAGGUCCCUACAACAUUUAGAGAGAAAUAGCUAAAAUAAUGGAUGAGAGAAGAGGGAUAAAAAGAGAGCUGAGCGAGCUGGAAAAAUAACUUAACAAGGAGAGUGCGUUACAAACUUUAAGCCAGUCUCCGUUUCUGCUCGCUGUUGAAAUCUCUCUUUCUUCUGUGUCCUUCUAUGACUUAUUUUUAAUUCACUGAGCAGUGCUCUCUCUCUUUGCCUGCAUUUAUUUUUUCGCUGACACUAUAAAUGUAGUGGCCUUUGAUCACUUUGAUCAAAUCUGGCCAGCAGUAUGAUGACACUUGUCAUCUCACAUUGUAAAGCAGUUUCACACGAAGGGAAAAACUGUUCUUCAGUUUCACAAGGGAGGG
Perca flavescens (yellow perch) is the source of this 2456-nucleotide messenger RNA. RefSeq names its product gamma-aminobutyric acid receptor subunit pi (gene gabrzb). Gene Ontology annotation, biological process: monoatomic ion transmembrane transport. The transcript has 10 exons. NCBI's taxonomy places the organism in Eukaryota, Metazoa, Chordata, Actinopteri, Perciformes, Percidae. The record is from RefSeq and is a predicted model, not a curated record. Gene Ontology annotation, molecular function: extracellular ligand-gated monoatomic ion channel activity; transmembrane signaling receptor activity. Gene Ontology annotation, cellular component: membrane. Bases 175 to 1554 code for a protein of 459 amino acids.